AUGGCUGUUCUUUUGGCUUUUUUAUGCUUAAUUGGUGUUUGUAAUGUUUUCGGAAACCAAAGAGUAUAUUCAGACAACAUCACCCGUAUCCUGGACCGGCUUCUGGAAGGCUAUGACAACAGACUACGGCCUGGAUCAGGAGGUACUGUCACUGAAGUCAAAACAGACAUAUUUGUCACUAGUUUUGGACCAGUCUCAGAUGUUGAGAUGGAGUACACCAUGGAUAUGUUCUUCCGUCAAAUGUGGGUGGAUGAGAGACUGAAAUUUGAGGGUCCCAUUGAGAUUUUGCGCCUCAACAACCGUAUGGUGGACAAGAUAUGGACCCCUGACACUUUCUUCCGCAACUCAAAGAAAUCCCUUGCCCAUAACAUGACCACUCCUAACAAGCUGUUCCGCAUCAUGCAAAAUGGAACAGUGCUCUACACCAUGAGGCUGACCAUAAGGGCAGAAUGCCCAAUGAAACUGAUGGACUUCCCUAUGGAUGGACACGCUUGUCCUCUCAAAUUCGGAAGCUAUGCCUACACUAAUCGGGAAAUCAUCUACACUUGGAGAAAAGGUCUGCAGUUAUCAGUGGAUGUGCCAAAGGAAUCUUCGAGUUUGCUGCAGUAUGAUCUAGUUGGACAGACCUUGUCCAGUGAGACAUUUAAGAUAAACACAGGUCAUUAUUCGGUCCAGGUUGUCCAUUUUCUUCUUCAAAGGAAGCUGGGUUACUACCUGAUUCAAACAUACAUACCACUGAUUAUGGUGGUUGUGCUGUCACAAGUGCCAUUCUGGAUCAAUAAAGAGUCUGUUCCUGCUCGCACUGUGGCCGGGGUCACAACUGUUCUGACCAUGACCACGCUGAGUAUCAGUGCACGCCAGUCUCUGCCCAAGGUCUCCUACGCUACAGCCAUGGACUGGUUCAUAGCUGUCUGUUUCGCUUUCGUGGCUUCCGCCCUGAUUGAGUUUGCAGCAGUGAACUAUUGUGCCACUCUGGAGGCCAACAGAUGGAAACGUAGGAUCUCCAGGGUGUCUGUGCCGGACACCGCCACCCAAGGCAGCGAUGACGAGGCCACAUCGCCACAGUCAGACAGCAGUGACCACACGAGUGGCCUGAAGAAGAGACUAAAUUCUUUGUCACAUGAUGGCACCUAUCGAGCGCCCAUCUUCCUCCAGCAAGGCUCAGCUGUCCCUCCCAACAUGAUGCUAGCUGGCACCAGCCCCAUUGAUAAAUAUGCCCGUAUUCUCUUUCCCAUGGCGUUUGGUGUCUUCAAUCUGGUCUACUGGUUCAUCUACUUAAGCAAAGACAAUAUGGAAAAGGCCAGAGAGAUUGACUGA
Molecule: messenger RNA, 1317 nt
Organism: Chanos chanos (milkfish)
Lineage: Eukaryota; Metazoa; Chordata; Actinopteri; Gonorynchiformes; Chanidae
Gene: gabra6a
Product: gamma-aminobutyric acid type A receptor subunit alpha6a
Exons: 10
Coding region: 1-1317 (438 amino acids)
Biological process (GO): monoatomic ion transmembrane transport
Cellular component (GO): membrane
Molecular function (GO): GABA-A receptor activity; extracellular ligand-gated monoatomic ion channel activity
Source: RefSeq, a predicted model, not a curated record